UCAGACACACAGGCAUCCAAAGGGUGGAAAAAUCUGCGGAAAUGUGGAACAAAAAACGAAACCUUACGACCCUCUGGCUAGGUACUAUGGCAACAGGAAAGGGGCAGGGAACCCAAAAUUGGUCCCACACAGAAGCGUACGAUGAUGGGCCGUGAACUAAAGUAGGCCAUGGUUUAGGGACACCCUUAUUCGCCGACGUCUGAGAGUGAGAAGUCUCGUUGAUUUACGCUGAGAAUUGAAAUCCUCAAAGACUCUUAAUUUAUCCACUUAUUUUACGUACUUUUAUAUCGUAAAAUGCCCAUUGCUAGAAGUGACGACAUUGUAAAGUCUCUUUACAAUUUAAGUGUGAACAGUGUUAUAAAUUGUAUCACUAAUGUGCAUCCAGUGCAUAACCAGAAAUCUGUGACUAAAAUCAAUAAAAACCACAGUCCUCUUCUUCAAUUACCUUUAGAUAUUUUGGAAGAAAUUGUUCACACCCUUUUUCAAAACAGAAAAGUUAUGAAAGAAGCCAUAUUCCAUCUAGUUACAUCAGAGUUUCAAUCUUUGAAACUUCAUCCUUACAAUGAAGCAUACUCAAAGUUUUUCCCAAACUUCACAAAAUUGCAAGUGCUGCAGAUUUCAGAUGCAUUUACAACAAAUUCUAUAGCUGAUGACAAUUGCUUAAAACUUAUUGGAACUUAUUGCGAACAUUUGAGAGUGUUGGAUAUACAAUACUGCUACACCGUGUCUGAUGUUGGUAUUCGGUGGCUAUGUUCCAGCAGCGUAGAUAACCAGGAAGAUUAUGGAGGAACUGGGAAAUGCAAGUCUUUAGAAGUGUUGAAAGUUCAAAAUUGUUAUAAUGUUACCAAAAAGGGUAUUCAAAUAGCCCUUGAAAAUUUCCCAUUAUUGAAGGUGCUCCAUCAUGAAUUUACUUUUGAUGUUUUGGUAGAAUUGGCGCAGAUGCCAGUGAAUCAAAAAGUUCCAAAUGUUCCAAAAUUCCCCUUGUCUGUUCUGCAAGUAUUCGAUCAACAGUUGAAGGUGCCUUAUUUUACCAUCGGUAGCAUUGGGAAAGCACUACCUCUUUGUCCUUCUCUCGUUAGGCUGGAUAUACGCUUAGUGAAAGAAAUGACUGACUCCGACCUACUGGGCAUAAUCAAUUUAAAAAUGCUCCGUGAACUGGUAUUUUAUAGAGAAAAAGAAGUAGAAAUUGAGGUCACUUUUGACGGUGGAGUUGCCCCACUUCUAAUAGUCAUAGGAAGUUCUUUAACUUAUCUAAUGAUUUCCUGUUUUAGUGUAGUCAAUUUUUCGACCAUCAUCGAGUAUUGUCCUAAUUUGAGCUAUCUUACCGUAUGUAGGCAUUGGAAUCCCAUCGGCCCUCCUCCGAAAUUGAAACAAUUGUUUCGAACUGAAUCUAGGAAAGAAAAAUUUAUUUUAUCGCAACUAAAAAUGCUGCAUUUAGAGUAUCAUUCUACCAUUUCGUCUGAUAUCUGGUUAUGCUUAUUAUCUUCUCCUCUCCUUAAUCACAUUUGUAUAAGACAUUGCGAUGCCCUUACUGACGAUGUAUUUCAGAAUGCCACAAAAAGUGGCCGAUUCCAGAAUCUAGAGAUUUUGAAUCUCAUUUCGUGUAACUCGAUAACAUACCAGGGAAUGGAUGCAUUAAUGACAGAUGCGAAUCCUCUACGCCUUAUUUGUACUUAUAACUGCGAAAACCUGACAAGGGAAGAUCUCAACCACCUGAAAAUAAAAUAUCAAGACAAGAAAUGGGCAUUCACUUGGCAUUGCAAUGUAAUGGUAUUGAUGUGAAUACAUAACUGAUGAACGUUAAAGAUCGAAAA
Messenger RNA from Daphnia pulicaria, 1814 nucleotides. RefSeq lists its product as uncharacterized. Gene Ontology annotation, cellular component: SCF ubiquitin ligase complex. The coding region runs from base 295 to 1782 and encodes 495 amino acids. The transcript is spliced from 3 exons. The record is from RefSeq and is a predicted model, not a curated record. Lineage: Eukaryota; Metazoa; Arthropoda; Branchiopoda; Diplostraca; Daphniidae. Gene Ontology annotation, biological process: SCF-dependent proteasomal ubiquitin-dependent protein catabolic process.